GCGUAGUUCUGUUGCUUUGUUGUCUUUGGUUGUCGGAGUUAUUAAAAUCUACUGCUCCGGUAUGUCUUCAUUUAUUAAAAUACAAUCUCUGAAAAGCAGUUUAUUUGGAGGCGUACGAAAUCCGGUGCUGUGUUUAUCUAGGACACUAAUGACAGCAGCAGAGAAGCUUGCCGCUGUUCCUGAUGUGGAUAUCGACCCAGAAGGAACAUUUAAGUAUGUUCUAAUACGUGUCUUUGGUCCAGAGGGUCCUGAUGGCAAAGAACCAAGCAAAUUAGUGGUGCGAGGAUACAAGCGAGCUGGCUUCCAUUCGGACGUCUACGAUGAGACGAUGGACAGGGUGAAAGGCCUUGGUGUUGAUACCGAGUGCACUGGUGGUGGCAGAAUACAGCAUGACCCCAGUGCCAAGGUCAUCAAAGUGUACGGCUACUCACAGGGGUUUGGGAAGGCAGACCACAGCAAGACUGUAGAAAUUCUGAAGACUGCAUAUCCUGAUUACAACAUUACUUGGAGUGAUGAAGGAUACUGAUUUGCUCAGGUUGUAAUAUUUGACAUUGCAUCUUUUGAAAAUGGGGCAGGAUGUUGUGCCCUGUUUCCUAUUGGAGUGUUUCUCUCUGAUCAGAAUUGGAGGCGUACAAUUCACUUGAACUUCCAUUGAUGUUGUUGAUGUCUUUGAAUCAUGUUGUUUCAUUGUGAUUAAUAAAAAAAAUUAUACAAUCCAA
Molecule: messenger RNA, 719 nt
Organism: Schistocerca serialis cubense
Lineage: Eukaryota; Metazoa; Arthropoda; Insecta; Orthoptera; Acrididae
Product: sex-regulated protein janus-A-like
Exons: 5
Coding region: 62-526 (154 amino acids)
Biological process (GO): peptidyl-histidine dephosphorylation
Cellular component (GO): cytosol
Molecular function (GO): protein histidine phosphatase activity
Source: RefSeq, a predicted model, not a curated record